AUGUCCAAGGCGAUUCGACCGCACUGCGUCGCAGCAGUCGGCCUGCUCCUCCUUCUCGUCGGCCUAGUGUCAGCUCCAUUCUCACCCGCACUGGACAACUUCGACUGGCCUGACGGUGUUGAAGAGAUCCUUCUAUCCAGAUACCCGAUCCCUCCUACCCACCGCUACACCGAAGAGCAGGCCGACGGCUUUCUCGCCAACGCUAUGCUCCACUACACACGCCUCGCUGAGCGACGUACUCGAGAAAAUCUCCGCGAGGAAAACAUCAAGACACGAAACAUUGUCUCCGCCGUCUUCCUGCCCCGCCACCGGCUUGUAACCGACGGCCUUGAGCGCAAGUUGAUCCAUCGCACCAGCUCUCCGUCUUGGUUCUCCUUGCCUCUGCUCGUCGACGGCACGUUCGAUGCCGGAGGCCUGGGCUACCUGUACGAGCGGCUGCCCAACGGAGGGCUCGCGCGCUCGCUCGAUCUGAUCCGAUUCGACAGAUUCAAGCCACGCCGACUGGACGGGUUCUGGCUCCCGACCGCGAUCAUACGGCCGACGUACGGGAAUUCGAUAGAGAGAGGAGCUCUGCGGUUCACGGUCGUCCACCAGUUCGCGACCUCGUUGGGGCUGUAUGUGGACAGCCAUCUGGCCAACCCCGACAGCGCACCGAUCGUGUUCGACCAAGCUUUGCGGGCGAAGCAAGACAUCUGGCUGCGAAAAGUCAGCCCGAAUGACCGCCGGCUGAUCACGAAAAUAUGGCACAAGGCCGUCGACUCGCCCUUGGUCCUCGACUCACCCUUCUUCAGUCGUGAGGAGAGAGCCGACUGGACAUGGAGGCGACUCAACCACGCUCGGGCUUCGACCAGUGCACACGGAUCGCCUGGUCAGCAGGGUUCGGAAAGCGACCAACAUGUCGACGCAAGCACGUUCAGUGAUGACGACGAGGACGCUGGUAUUCUCCAGGGAGUCCUGAUCAGCGGCAACGAAGAUCCGAGCAGUCUGUACAUGGUCCCUGGUCCGGCCCAUGAGUUUGCGCGCGCUGCUCCACACGGUGCUGCGAUCACACCUAACGAAAGGCAGCCUUUGCCUCUUGACGCGACCCAGAACGAAGCUCCCACGACCCUUAACGAAAGACGGCUGUGGUCUCAGCAUUCGGCUGGGUAUGGGCCCCGAAUCAACUACGAGCCCAGCGCUCAUUAUGAGCCCGGUACUCGUUACGAACGAUGGCGUAGCGCUGAGAACGUCGGAAAUACAGCUCUGGGAGCCGGGGUUUCGGGCGCAACACGUCUCCCCGCUGAAGAAGCAGGAUUGGUCGAGCAUGACUUCAUGAAUCAGCAUCUUGGCUUCGUGUCGAACGUACCCAUUCGCCCUCGACCGCUCUAUCCAUGGGAGAAUCGACCGAUGCAAUCCCCUCAGCAGCCUCAGCCAAAUCAGGCUCCGUCUUAUCUACACUCGCUCCAUCACGACUCCAACGUCGACCUGGACCUGUCUCUGACACCUUCGCAUCGCGGUGUUCAACGCCAUACCUAG
Sporisorium graminicola is the source of this 1515-nucleotide messenger RNA. RefSeq lists its product as uncharacterized. The record is from RefSeq and is a predicted model, not a curated record. NCBI's taxonomy places the organism in Eukaryota, Fungi, Basidiomycota, Ustilaginomycetes, Ustilaginales, Ustilaginaceae. The transcript has a single exon. The coding region runs from base 1 to 1515 and encodes 504 amino acids.